Podarcis raffonei (Aeolian wall lizard) is the source of this 4042-nucleotide messenger RNA. RefSeq names its product radial spoke head protein 3 homolog B-like. The transcript is spliced from 9 exons. Gene Ontology annotation, cellular component: cilium. Lineage: Eukaryota; Metazoa; Chordata; Lepidosauria; Squamata; Lacertidae. Bases 57 to 1397 code for a protein of 446 amino acids. The record is from RefSeq and is a predicted model, not a curated record.
CGGCGCUGCUGCUCCCAGCCCAGGCCUCUUGGAGCCAGAGGCUUCUGCGAGCCGCCAUGGCCUCCACGUCGGUGAUUCUCAGCCGGGACGGCACGGCGGCGGGACCCUCUGCCACCUAUUCGUACUGCAACCGUCCCAGGCCGUUGCCGGGCAGGCAGAGGUACCGGACCUCCAUCGAUGCCAACGAGACAGAGGAGGAGCCUUAUCACUAUGCCAACCUCAUGUAUGAGAGGCGAGUCGUUCGGGGUAAUACCUAUGCUCUUCACAUCUUACCAUGGAGCAGCGAACCCGAUCCUCUGGAGCUUCAAAGGCAGCGGGAAGCCCAGCGUAAAGCGUUGGCCAGGAGAAGAGCUAGGGAUCAGCUUCAGACGAGAACCCCGGAACCUUUAGAAGGCAGGAGGCAUGUCGACGUUCAAACAGAACUAUACCUGGAAGAGCUUGCGGACCGUAUCAUCGAAGUGGACAUGGAAUGCCAAACGGACGCGUUUCUGGACCGGCCGGCAACGCCUCUGUUCAUCCCCGCAAAGACCGGCAGAGAUGUGGCCACCCAGAUCUGGGAAGGAGAUCUUUUCGAUUUUGAUAUCGAAGUGAGGCCGAUGCUGGAGGUCUUGGUCGGCAAGACCAUCGAACAAGCGUUGUUGGAAGUCAUGGAGGAAGAGGAACUCGCCGACCUGCGGGCGCAUCAGUACGCGUAUCACGAGCUGCGCCGUGCGGAGCUUGCUGAGGUCCAGAGACUUGAGGAGCAGGAGCGGCGGCACAGAGAGGAAAAGGAGCGUCGUAAAAAGCAGCAGCUACAAGUCCUUCAGAAAGAGAAAGAGACCUCAGAGAAGAUUGCAGCUCGGGCGUUCGCUCAGCGCUACCUGUCAGACCUUAUUCCUUCCGUCUUCGGCAGCCUUCGAGAGAGCGGAUACUUCUACGACCCGGUGGAGAGAGACAUUGAGACAGGCUUCUUCCCGGGGAUGAUGUCGGAGAUAGAAGAGAUCAUGGAAAACCGGGUUCUGGGCAGAACAAUAGCCGACAACUUAAUCCGAGACAUGAUGGAAAUGAGGCUGGACUGUUACGAGAAAGGAGUGUUGCCGGUCCGGCCGGAGGUCGUUCUGCCCCCCGACCCGGAAGACGCUAUGAUUCCCUCCAUGGAAUUAUUGUUGGGUGCGAGCCCGGAUCCACAGGGAAUCAUGGAACAGAUGGAAUCCCUUGGCCAACUGGACGGCUUGGAUCAGCCAGAUGUUUUUGGCCAGUUGGAAGCCUUGGAUAAGCUGGAAGCUCCUGGCCAAUCCGAAGCCUCGGAACAGCCGCCGAUUUCAGACCAGCCGGAAGCCCCAGAUCAGCCGGAAUCCGCUCCAGAUCAGGACAAAAUAGCAGAAGAGGCGGAAGCCAAGGAGCCAGAACCACAGUGAUGUGAUGACUAAAUGAAUCAGGGAUUCCAGGAGGUCGCACCGACGCGUUUGUGCCAACUGACGAAAUGCUGAAUUUAAUUGCUCCUGGUGCAAGCAAUAAAUUGAAAGCUGCGGUUUUUCAAAAAUACGUGCAAGGUCUAUGCUCUUAUUAGUCCCCCCCAAAACUCAGCGCUGAGAAACAUCCCACUAGUUUUCAACGAAUUCCUCUUCUUUUUAAAUUUGUGCAUGUUCCCAUUAAUUGUUUGCAACUUAAAUGUGCCUAAAUAAAUCCCAGACGGCAUCUGGUAGAAGUUUGUUGUUAUUUAAGUUCUGUUGAAGUCAGCGAGAUACAAUUUAGCCAGAGCUAAACUUGUUGAGUGGGUUCGAUUUCAAUGGGACUAGAAGUGGUGACAAAGUUCUGCCAGAUCUGUGUGUUGACGUUUAGAAAGUUUUUAGCAACCUUUGCAUUGUUUAACCAUAGUUAUUUGCAUUAUAACCAUAGUAUCUGCAUUAUUUGACCAUAAAAUGUGUUAUUUUUUUAGAGAAUGUUUGUGCGUAUGUGCAUGCCUAUAUAUAUUUUUAGAAAGCUUAGGAUAAUUUCAUUUUUACCUAGUUGCCUUAUAAGUCUGAUUUAUUCAUGACUUCGGCAAAAAAUGAGGUUUUUUUCUUUUUUCUUUUAAUGUUAUUUUCCUAGUACAAAAGAAAUCAUUGUGGAGAUAAAUAGAUUGUUGUUGUUUUCUCCCCCCUCCAGUCUCCCACCUCUGAACCUGGUUAAUUAUUUCGUUUCAAAAGUUUCUCUUUGAAAAGCACUGUUUGUGUUUUAUCCCCUAAAGCAUUGCCGUUCAGUCGUAUUCUUAAAUAACUUUAAUGCACUUCCAUGUUUGUGUUUUACCUAUAAUUGUAUCCAUCAUUUUAAGAUUAAUUAAUUUUAAUUCAUUUAAUUAAUUAAUUUUAAUUAAUUUUAAGAUUAAUUUGGUUUUGUUGCAAUGGUAUUAUAUGUAAUAUUUUUUUUGGGGGGGGGGGGUGAAUUGACCAAGAGUGUUCUUAAAUAAUUUUAAUGCAUUUCCAUGUUUGUGUUUUACCUAUAAUUGUAUCUAUCAUUUUAAGAUUAAUUAAUUUUAAUUAAUUUUAAGAUUGAUUUGGUUAUGUUGCAAUGUUAUUAUAUGUAAGAUUUUUUUGGGGGGGGGUGUGUGAAUUGACCGAGAGUUCACCCAGAUCUGCGCUUGGGCCAAGUCUAGAAAGCACAAGUCGAAGCGGUUUUCUGCUUGUCCCAAAACUGCCCUUCAUCAAUAAAUCGGAGCAAACAUCAACCCAACUGAUGUGUGCUCUGAUCCAGCAGUAAAGUUCAGGUUUCCCCGGGGGAAAGCGUCAGAGGCAAAUGCGGACGAGCCCAAAGACUGCGAAAUCUCCCACCCUUUAGUUUUCCUUCUCCUCGUAUAAAACGAAUCAUUGAAGAGGCAGCCGAAUGGCUGAUCUUUGCUUCCCCUUCCUCCCUUCUAAGGAUGCCGCAUCGCUUGUCUCCAGCGGAGCUCUACUCAGAAGGAACCUGCCGAAAUGAAACGGAUCUGGCCCGUUUUAUUUCAGGGGGGUUGACUGAAUAUGACCAGCGCUGGAUACGAGCCCGUGCAUCUAGUUAGAAAAAGUUCCUGCUCCCUUUUAAUGUGAUCUCUUAGGAGACAUCCUGUUUAAGAAAUGGGACCGUUUAUCUUUUCUUCUCGUUUUUUUUCUUACCCCAAAAUUUAGCACCAGUAAAUGUGGCUGGGUGGGUGGGAAACAGGCUUGUGCGAUUGCAGCUCUGAGCUCCCUGUGUAACCCACAUUCAACGCGGCUCCUGAAUGGUGGGACGUCAGAUGCAAUGCUGAAAGCCGCUCACGGCUGCUACUGCCUCCUCUAAGAUGCCCAUAGCUCUGGCAGGAGCUAUGGGGCUCUUCUUCCCCCUAACCCUCCUCCCUGCCCCAUUGCUGCCACCUCUCCUUCCUCUUUCCGGGGUACAAACGGUCCAGCGGUCAAGGUUUCUUGGCUGACCAGUCGCUGUGACCCAAACUCCCUCGAGGGACAGGCAGCGGCAACGGAACAGGUAUCUAUCUAUCUGAACCCAUCAACCCAGGAAUGGCGGGGGUUUGGAUCGCAGCCCCAAACCUUUGCCAUACUUUAAAGAACUAGCAAAAGCUCUCUGUCGUCACGAAGUCCGUUGCGACGAAUGUUUAUUGUCGCGGGGAGCGAUCUGCCUGUUCACAAAAAAGCACACCUGUAGCAUUUCGGAACAGAUGCUCAAACCGCUUUUCCGAAGCAAGGGAGGAGACGCAAUCUCGCCUCCUCCCUGAGCAGCUGGAUUUCCAAAGGCGGGGAGCUGUUUUCUUUUUCCUUGCACCAGGCCUCCGGAACCUGUGGCCCUCUCUGGGGAGAGGCUGCGGGACUCCAGAGACAUCUGUAAUCCAGAGACAUCUGCUGGACCGUAGAUUCCCUGCUCCCGCUUUGCACAGCGAUUUAUCCUUUCUGAAGUGCUACGGUCCGGCGCAUGACUAUUAUUGUGUGCUUUUUCCAAAAGUGUAGAUCAGCUCUGGAAACGUAUGCAAUGUCAAAUCUGUUUUCCUCUUACCUGCUGCACCCUACCCCGCAAAAAGCAUUUUGUGUGAACUGAAAAUAAAGAGGAUACCACAAAGUGA